AUGAGGUUUGCUUUAAUUCUUUUCGCUACAGGGUUAGUACAGUGCGCACUUGGUAUAUCUUUACAUUGGGGUCACAAAGAUGUUUCUCCUGACACUAAAAACUAUGAGAUAGCAAGUGUUAUCUGGGACCGGCUAGAGCGGCUAAAUUCGUCUUCGCUAACUAAGGAGCAAGUCCUAUUUAUCAAGACUGCUGCCAUAGUUGGCAGCUUAAGCCCAAAGGAAAUUUCUCAACACUCCUUUCCAUGGCAAACGGCUACCUCUCACAAUAUUAAGGAAAACAGUAAACGUCUAAAGGAGCAGAUUGGGCAGGGCCUCUCACUAGCGUAUCUCAAUGUCAAAGAUAUGGCAGACAUUGAAUACCUCAAGGAGCAGGUCUAUCAAAUGGAAAUGAUGUGGGACGAACUUACCGGUAUCAUACACCAUGCGCUAAAGGUUACCAUCAGGAACAGACAUAAGGAGCUCAAUUGGCUAGUUAACACCUAUUUGAAGUUCUACAUAUUCAGUGCUGAGAAAAUUAACAAAAAGUUGGCAGUAGACAAAGGAGAGCCAAAGAAAAUGGUGGGCAGCUUGAUGAGUAUACAGCUUGAAGCGCACAAGUUGAUGAACCAAUAUAUCAAAAUGCUUCAACGUAAAAAGACCAACGUUGAGGAAAAACCACAAUGGAGAUCUUUCGAUUCCCCACAGCCACUUCCAGAGAGUGAGCCAAUGCAGGUUGAAAAGUUGGAUCUAGACCAUCUGGCAAAGGAUGUGCCAUUAGAUAAGGAUAAUACAUUGGCAUUGUUAUUAAAGUUCAAGGUAUUGAGUGCCUAUCAAAUCUUCCCGACUGUUCCGUUCUGCGCUGUCGCCAACAUAAUAUUUGUUGCAGGAAACUUGUGUGGUAAGCUAUUCGCAGGAGUGACCAGUAGACAGGCCGAGAUUUUAAGGGAACUCUCGAAGCGUAUGGCCUAG
This is a messenger RNA of Eremothecium gossypii ATCC 10895, 948 nucleotides long. RefSeq names its product AFL003Cp. The coding region runs from base 1 to 948 and encodes 315 amino acids. The record is from RefSeq and is marked provisional. The transcript has a single exon. Lineage: Eukaryota; Fungi; Ascomycota; Saccharomycetes; Saccharomycetales; Saccharomycetaceae.